CGUCCUCCCUUCUGUCAGCGCAGAAAGUUUUCAGCUACCGCCGCCAUUUUGUUGGAGACGGAGAAGAGGAUUUUGAGAUUUAUCAAUUGAGAAUAUGUCCUAGAGUUUAUAUCCAGUCGCUAUACUGGGUCCAGAUUGGGGGAUACGUGUGGAAUGUUUAAUGUAUGAUAUGUGAUUGUGUAUUAUUUGUUAUUGUUGGUGAGAGAUGUGUGUUUUAUGAAACAUGCGAUAAUGUAGUGCACGGAGAUGUGUGAUGGAGGGUCAGCAGGAUCCCGUUCGGCGUAGUAUCAACUCAACCUGAGCGCGGUAUGUAACUAAGUGAAACCACGAUGAUUAUUAGCCUUGUGUGCCUUUACCAUGCAGUUGUACAUCGAACAUCAUGGCAACGUUCUUGGCCUAUAGUGUGGUUAAUAUUUAACCUCACAAUCAUGUCUAUCAUUUUCAAGAAAUGUUGACAAUCUUCGCCAUUUGUGAAUUUUCAAGAGGUCUUGGAUUUUAGGCUUAAUCAACAUGGCUGACCAUCUAGUUGAAGGUCCUCCUAAUAAGCGACCAAAACUUUCUGAAAGUGCGAUAUCUGACAAUUCAGAUUUUACAUUUGGCAAACUUUGGGACUUGGAAAAUGAAUUGCCCGAAGAAUUAAUGGGAACAGCUGGUCUUGAACCAUCUGAUCUUCCAACACAAACUCAGCCAUCACAGUCAUCUACUCAACAGAAUCUUCUCAAUGGUACUGGUGAGAAUGUUUCUGUUGAAAGUAGUGUUGGAAGUGUAUCAGGUAGUGUUGGAAGGCAUCAGCAGCUCUCUCAGUUACUACAAACAAAGCCAAAUGUGUCACACAGUACUGUACCAACACCUCCAAGUCAUAGUGGAAUAGCAACAUCACAGCGGAUACCAAGUCCUAGUGUGUCUUUAUCAACGAUAACAGCUGUGAAAAGUCCUCAUGCAAAUAAUCUGACACCUCCAAAUGCAACUGUAAAUAAAUCUGGUACCCCUGUUUCAUCCACUGCCCAUAUUAAUGUUACUGAUGGUAGCAUAGCCAUCACAAAUAUUUCGAACAGUAUGGUUAACAGUUUAAGCAAUACAUCUGGAGGUAUGGGUAUGAAUAGUAACAUAAUGUUACUUCCAAGUAAAGGUGGAACUUUGGGUUCUCAAGGCAACUUAGUAUCCCUGCCAACAUCUGUUGCUAAUAACAGUAGUGGAGGUAAUUUGCAGCAUCAAAGCAACAUUGCUGUUGUUCAUCCACAAGUUAACCAGCAAAAUGCAGGAUCGCUUAUAAAUGGUAGUCAUAUGUCACUUGGAACCACUUCUCUGAGUAUGACAAGAGGUGUUAAUCCUAAUGUAUCAUCUGUAGUGUCUCAUAGUACUGUGCUUGCACCACAUUCACCUCAUCAAAAUAUUUUAGGUCAUCCUUCAUUAAAUAAUCAAGGUGCUAAUUUGAAGAAUCCUGGUGUCGCCCAAUUAGGACAAGCAAAUAAUGGUCCUUUUCAUGUGUACAAUGCUGUAUCUGCUCCUCAAAUAGGACUGCCCACUUCCAUAUCUUCCAUUUCAGUUAGUGGACAAAGACAAACUAUAACAAGUAUUGCUAUGAAUGUACCUCCCAGAUAUUCUGCUCCAGUUGAUUCAAAUCUAGCAAAUCCAUCUGUACCACAAAUGCCAGUUUCCAAUCUUCCUGUAACACAAAGUACAGGACAGCAGAGUUCACCAGUUACAGUAAGUGUUACACCAUCUGCUGUUGCAGCACCAGCACCAACUGCUGAUCCUGAGAAAAGGAAACUUAUUCAACAGCAACUUGUACUGCUUCUUCAUGCUCACAAGUGUCAGAGGCGAGAGAAUCAGUCAAAUGGAGAAGUAAGACAGUGUUCGUUACCUCAUUGUCGAACUAUGAAGCACGUCUUAAGUCACAUGACAACUUGUCAAGCUGGAAAAUCGUGUGGUGUUCCACAUUGCUCCUCUUCUCGUCAAAUUAUAUCACACUGGAAAAACUGUACACGAAGUGACUGUCCUGUGUGUUUGCCUUUAAAGCAAGCGUCUGAUCGCAGACAGCAGCAAGCUGCAGCUGCAGUUCAGACGAAUCAAUCAAGUCAGGGUCCUGCUCCAGCAGAUAUGCAAAGAGCAUAUGCUGCUCUAGGACUUCCUUUCAAUGCUGGUAAUGGUAGUGCAAAUAUAAAUCCUGUGAUACAGAGGAGUCAAACUGUUGGUGUUCCUCAUGUGAAUGAUCAAGCUCCCCAGUGUUCUCCACAAAACAUCCAAACACCACAGCCAGCACAAGCUCAACAGUCUCAAGUUCAGCUGAGGCCAUUGUUACAAAAUUGUGGCUCAGGAGCCAUUGCGAAUCAGUCAGCUCAAAAUUUUCUUCUGUCGGAUAACCUGCAGUCAAAAGUUAAAACUGCCAAUGUGACAUUAUUAAAUGCACCACCAAAUCAAGUUGCUCCUGUUGUACAAGGUGUGAUCCCUGAUAAUCCAGCUACAACAAAAGACUGGCAUCAGUCUGUUACUCAGGAUUUAAGACACCAUUUAGUUCAAAAAAUAGUUCAGGCUAUCUUUCCUACAACUGAUAUAUCUGCCUUGCAAGAUAGAAGAAUGAUUAAUCUAGUCGCUUAUGCCCGGAAAGUUGAAGGUGAUAUGUAUGAAGCAGCAAAUAGCAGAGAAGAAUAUUAUCAAUUGCUUGCUGAAAAGAUAUAUAAAAUCCAGAAGGAAUUAGAGGAGAAACGUCAAAAGCGAAAAGAAAUGCAACUGCAGCAAGUACAUCAAGUUGCUACUGCUGUUGGCCCAAUGCUUAAUACUGCUACUGGAACUCCCAGUCCUAAACUUGCUGGAUCUGGUGCAAUAGCACAGCCUCAUCUGUCUAACCUCAAUAUCUCAAGUAAUCCACAGAGGAUGCCUCCGCCGAACAUAACUGUGCCCACGAAUACAGGGCCUCGAGGUUCUGAUCUCUUUUCACCACCUGGGUCUCAGCUGUCAAUCUCUUUAAAUACCAAUCUAAAUGUGACUUUAAAUCAAGGCCAGUUUAAUCAGCCUCAGGCAAGACGUAGUCCAUUACCAUCUGUUCAUUUUAAUAACCUGUCUGGCCCUGUAACCACUGUUGCAAAUACUUCCAUUGAUACAUCUUCCAUUCCUUCCACUGUGAGUGGAAUAUCUGUUUCCCAGUUCAGUUCAUCUUCACAGCAAAGCCAUCCCCAGAUGACAGAUGCUUUCAAAACCAGGCAACUUUCGAUGCCACAGCAUCAGCAGGCUACAAGAUUGGUUGGUCAAGCAAAUCAAGGGCAGUUGAUUAUGACAAAUUUAAAUGCACAGAUCCAGAUGAUUAAUCAGCAGCAACAACAAAAUCAAUUACAGCAAGUAACAUCUCAACAGUCACAGCAAACACAGCCUCAUUUGAAUCAGAUGAUGUCUAAAUCUCAGUCAGGUCUUUCUCCCCAGAUGCCUUCUCAUUCUGGAGGAUUACAGAUUCCUCAAUCAUCUACACCUCAACCACAAUCUCAGCAAACUCCUGUACAGCAGCCACCUAGAGCAGCAUCUGUUCCAGGAACUCGUCCCCAAACUCCUUCCACUCCACAGUCCCAGCAAAGUCAAACACAGCCACAGCCUCCACAACUUCAGCAACAGUUGCAAAACCAUGCAACAGUUCAACCAGCUCAACAGUCUGUACUUAAUGUAGAGGACAGCAGUGAGGAAUUCAAGCCUCUUAUUUCCCUUUCCCAAGAAAGUGGUGUUUCAUCUGUAAACCAAACUGAUACACAGUGUACAAACACUCCAGUAUCAUCUACCUCUGAUCAAGGAUCAGUUCAAACUGGAGGGAAGGUUUUUGCUUUUGCAUCUCAAAAAUCAGCAGGAGAAAGUAAUUGCAGUGAAAAAAUGGAAGUUGAUGUUGAUGUUAAAAGUGGGUGUGGGAAAUCAGAGGCAAUGAUGGACAUGAAACCUAGUACUAAACUUGAACCUAAAAGGGAAAUAAAGCAAGAGCCAGCUGAGGAUACAGGGUAUGCCACAGGUUCAUCUACAAAAGAAGAACCAGUGAUUGUGAAGGAAGAACCUUCUACACCUCAGUCAGCUGCAUGUAUUAAUGAAACUACUACAGAUUCAAAGCCAGACUCCUCUAGUGAAUCUUCUCAGCCACCUCCUAAGCUCAGACCUAAUAAGAAAACAUUCAAACCAGAUGAAUUGCGUCAAGCAUUAAUGCCUACGUUAGAGAAGUUAUAUAAACAGGAUCCUGAAUCGCUGCCGUUUCGCCAGCCUGUUGAUCCACAGCUACUUCAGAUUCCGACGAAAGGCAACAAAGACGCAACUUCAUAUAUCAAAAGACAAGACACAAUGGAUUACUUUGACAUAAUAAAGAGACCAAUGGAUUUAUCAACAAUAAAACGCAAAUUAGAUACAGGACAGUAUCAAGAUCCUUGGCAGUAUGUUGAUGAUGUGUGGCUAAUGUUUGAUAAUGCUUGGUUGUAUAACAGGAAGACUUCAAGAGUCUACAGGCAUUGUUCAAAGCUUGCUGAAGUUUUUGAACAAGAGAUAGAUCCAGUUAUGCAGUCGCUCGGAUACUGUUGUGGUCGGAAGUACGUCUUCCAACCUCAAGUUCUGUGCUGCUAUGGUAAACAGCUGUGCACUAUACCUAGAGAUGCCAAAUACUGGAGUUACCAAAAUAGGUACACUUACUGUCAGAAAUGUUUCUCUGAAAUUCCUGGGGAUACUGUUACUCUUGGUGAUGACCCUACUCAGCCGCCAACCAAUAUAAAGAAAGAGCAAUUUGUGGAAAUGAAGAAUGAUCAUUUAGAACAAGAGCCGUUUGUUGAAUGCAGCGAUUGUGGUAGAAAGCUUCACCAAGUGUGUGCUCUUCAUUUUGAAACUAUUUGGCCAGAAGGAUUCACCUGUGAAAACUGUUUAAAGAGUAAAGGCAAAAAAAGAAAAGAAAACAAGUUUACUGCUAAAAGAUUACAGCAGUCAAAACUUGGACAAUACAUUGAAAAUCGUGUGAACAGUUUUUUGAAGAAAAAGGACUGUGGUGCUGGUGAGGUUACUAUUCGUGUGGUAUCAAGUUCUGAAAAGUUUGUUGAAGUGAAACCUGGUAUGAGAGCUAGGUAUGUGGACAGUGGAGAAUGGCCCGAACAGUUUCCUUAUAGAGCAAAAGCUUUGUUUGCUUUUGAAGAAAUUGAUGGCGUUGAUACUUGCUUUUUUGGCAUGCAUGUCCAGGAAUAUGGUUCUGAAUGCGCUCUUCCUAAUACACGGCGUGUAUAUAUAGCAUAUCUAGACAGUGUUCACUUUUUUCGGCCAAAGCAAUUUAGAACUGCUGUGUACCAUGAAAUACUUCUUGGCUAUCUUGAUUAUGCAAAACAGUUGGGGUACACAAUGGCACAUAUUUGGGCUUGCCCACCAAGUGAAGGUGAUGAUUACAUAUUUCACUGCCAUCCUACUGAACAAAAAAUUCCAAAACCAAAGCGAUUGCAGGAGUGGUAUAAAAAGAUGCUUGAUAAAGGUAUCAUGGAUAGGAUAGUUAUGGAUUAUAAGGAUAUUUUGAAGCAGGCUACAGAAGAUCAUUUGAAGAGUGCAUCAGAAUUACCAUAUUUUGAAGGAGAUUUUUGGCCUAAUGUUUUAGAGGAGAGUAUUAAGGAGCUUGAUCAGGAAGAGGAAGAAAAGCGAAAAGCAGAAGCAUCUGCAGCUGCUGCUGCUGAGGCAGCAGCAAGAGCUGCAGCUGCUGCAUCAGAUGUGAAUGGUGAAGGAGAAGAUAGCAUGGAUGGUAAAAAGAAAGGACAAAAGAGUGGCCGGAACAAAAAAUCUAACAAAAGCAAAAACAAUCAGCGUAAAAACAACAAGAAGUCCAACGUUCCUUAUACUGGUAAUGAUUUGUCAGCAAAAAUUUAUUCCACUAUGGAGAAACAUAAAGAGGUUUUCUUUGUGAUUCGUCUGCAUUCUGUUCAAGCUGCUGCUAGUUUACCUCCUAUUGUGGAUCCUGAUCCUUUUAUUACAUGUGAUAUGAUGGAUGGUAGAGAUGCAUUUUUAACACUGGCUAGAGAAAAACAUUAUGAAUUUUCUUCAUUGCGUAGAACAAAAUUUUCAACUAUGGCUAUGUUGUAUGAAUUGCAUAAUCAAGGUCAAGAUCGUUUUGUUUAUACUUGUAAUAACUGCAAGAAACAUGUCGAAACAAGAUAUCAUUGCACUGUUUGUGAUGAUUUUGAUUUGUGUGUGAAUUGUUUUGACAAAGAGGGCCAUAAUCACAAAAUGGAAAAAUUGGGCUUUGGCUUAGAUGAUGAUUCUGCAACUUGUGAUCAAAAGCAGACUAAUCCCCAAGAAUCUAGAAGGUUGUCUAUUCAACGAUGUAUACAAUCCUUGGUACAUGCAUGCCAGUGUCGAGAUGCAAACUGUCGUUUGCCUAGCUGUCAGAAGAUGAAAAGAGUUGUUCAGCAUGCAAAGAGUUGCAAAAGGAAAACAAAUGGUGGCUGUCCAAUCUGUAAACAGCUUAUUGCGUUAUGCUGUUAUCAUGCUAAGCAUUGCCAGGUAAAAUAA
Molecule: messenger RNA, 6492 nt
Organism: Stegodyphus dumicola
Lineage: Eukaryota; Metazoa; Arthropoda; Arachnida; Araneae; Eresidae
Gene: nej
Product: CREB binding protein nejire
Biological process (GO): positive regulation of transcription by RNA polymerase II
Cellular component (GO): transcription regulator complex; histone acetyltransferase complex; nucleus
Molecular function (GO): zinc ion binding; chromatin DNA binding; protein binding
Source: RefSeq, a predicted model, not a curated record